This is a messenger RNA of Lineus longissimus, 813 nucleotides long. RefSeq lists its product as uncharacterized. The transcript has a single exon. Bases 1 to 813 code for a protein of 270 amino acids. The record is from RefSeq and is a predicted model, not a curated record. Lineage: Eukaryota; Metazoa; Nemertea; Pilidiophora; Heteronemertea; Lineidae.
AUGAAGGAAAUAUGUGAUCCAGAUAGCGCGCCAGAUAGAAAGGCCACAGUCGUUGGGACCCGAUGGAACCUGGCCAAGGACACACUUAGUGUUAAGGAAGUCGCAUCAGAGGACUACGCCCCUACCAAACGUAACAUUCUCAAAAAGGUUGCAUCAUACUACGACGUGUUUGGUGUUCUCGCUGCUGUCACCAUUCGUCCAAGGAUGCUACUCCAGAAACUGUGGCAGUUUGAUCUUGGUUGGGACACUGAACUCAGUAACCACAGUGAUCUGUAUGUUGAGUGGCAAACUAUAGAACGUGAUCUCAAGGAUGUAGGUAAAAUCGAGAUCCCACGCUGUCUGAUACCCGAGAAAUACAAGGGCAUGUCUCCACUGCCUGACGUGUCACUACAUGGUUCUAGUGAUGCGAGUGAGAACGCUAUGGGAGUCACUGUGCACCUUAGAUGGUCUGAGUCUGAAGAUCAUCCUGCUGAACUGACAUUUGUUUGUGCUCGUGCACGCGUCACCCCAUUGAAACAGACAAGCAUACCCCGGAAGGAGUUACAGGCUCUACUCUUGCUGUGUCGAUUGCUGUUGUCAGUCCGCAGUGCCCUACGUCUCGAUAUUCAGUACACCAAGUUGUGGACCGACAGCAUGACUGCCAUACGCUGGCUUCGUGGCCAGUCCAAGUCAUUCAGAUCAUAUGUGGCUUGUCGGGUCGGUGAAAUUAGCACUGACUUUGAUCCAGUCAAAGACAUUGCCUACAUUCCAACUGACCAGAACAUUGCUGAUUUGAUCUCACGUGGUGUCACCGCAGAUAGAGCAUGGAUGUGA